Messenger RNA from Erinaceus europaeus (western European hedgehog), 1535 nucleotides. It is a transcript of the gene GPR151, whose product is annotated as G protein-coupled receptor 151. Gene Ontology annotation, molecular function: G protein-coupled receptor activity. Gene Ontology annotation, cellular component: membrane. The transcript has a single exon. Gene Ontology annotation, biological process: G protein-coupled receptor signaling pathway. The record is from RefSeq and is a predicted model, not a curated record. NCBI's taxonomy places the organism in Eukaryota, Metazoa, Chordata, Mammalia, Eulipotyphla, Erinaceidae. Bases 294 to 1535 code for a protein of 413 amino acids.
CUUUUUUUUUUUUUUAACUUGAGGACUGACAACUUGAUAUCAGACUUGCUAAUGAGCAAAGACUGGGAGCCUUUGUCGCCUGUCAUUCUUUGCGCUCCAGGUCCAUCUAACACAGCAAGCAGAGCUCAGCAGGCAACCUUCUUCCUGUCUGCUCCCUGGGAAAUAAGGGGAGGAUCCAGAAGUAUCAUUUGACAUUGAAGAUAGCCUAUCUCCUGUGUAAAAAAAAAAAAAAAAAAAAAAAAAAGAAAGGAACAAAGAAAAAAGAAGCUGAGACUUCAGGAAGCAGCAGCUGGAUGGAAAAAGUGAUACCAGCAGCUGCCUUUGCAGACUCCAAUUCCAGCAUCAUGAAUACGUCUUUUACUCACCUCCACUUUGCCGGGGGUUAUCUGCCUUCUGACUCUAAAGACUGGAGGACAAUCAUCCCAGCGCUCCUGGUGGCAGUCUGCCUUGUGGGCUUCCUAGGGAACCUGUGUGUGAUUGGCAUCCUCCUUCACAGUGCCUGGAAAGGAAAGCCAUCCUUGAUCCACACCUUGAUUCUGAAUCUCAGUCUGGCUGAUCUCUCUCUCCUGUUCUCUGUGCCUAUCCGAGCAACAGCGUACUCCAGAGGCGUUUGGGAUCUGGGCUGGUUUGUUUGCAAGUCCUCUGACUGGUUCAUCCACAUGUGCAUGGCAGCCAAGAGUCUAACAAUGGUCGUGGUGGCCAGAGUGUGCUUCAUGUAUGCCAGAGAGCCCGCCAAGCAAGUCAGUAUCCACAGAUGCACCAUCUGGUCAGUGCUGGUGGGCAUCUGGGCUCUGGCUAGCCUGCUCCCCCUGCCGGAAUGGUUCUUCAGCACCACCAGGCACCUUGCAGGUGUGGAAAUGUGCCUUGUGGAUAUACCCACUGUGGCUGAAGAGUUCAUGUCAAUGUUUGGUAAGCUCUAUCCUCUCCUGGUAUUCUGCUUCCCAUUACUCUUUGCCAGUUUUUAUUUCUGGAGAGCUUAUGGUCACUGUCAAAAACGAGGGACUAAAACUCAAAAUUUUAGAAACCAGCUGCGCUCCAAGCAACUCACAGUGAUGUUGCUGAGCAUUGCCAUCACCUCGGCUAUCCUAUGGCUUCCGGAGUGGGUAGCAUGGCUGUGGCUAUGGCACCUGAAAGCCGGCAGUCCGACCCCACCACAAGGUUUUAUUGCCCUGUCUCAAGUUCUAAUGUUUUCCAUCUCUUCAGCAAACCCUCUCAUUUUUCUAGUGAUGUCAGAGGAGUUCAAGGAAGGCCUAAAAGGUUUAUGGAAAUGGAUGAUAACCAAAAGACACUCAACUGCCCCGGAGUCUCAGCAAACACCAGCAGGUAAUGCUGAGGUCCUUCCUGACCAAGUUCCACCUUCAGAGAAAGAGAAAACUUGCUCUCCCUCUUCCAGCAAAGAGAAAGCAGAGGUUCCCAUCCUGCCUGAUGUAGAGCAGUUUUGGCAUGAGAGAGACACAAUUCCUUGCAAACAAGACAAUGACCCCACCCCCUGGGAACAUGAAGACCAAGAAACAGGAGACUAUGAUAAAGAUUAA